Molecule: messenger RNA, 4816 nt
Organism: Gadus macrocephalus (Pacific cod)
Lineage: Eukaryota; Metazoa; Chordata; Actinopteri; Gadiformes; Gadidae
Exons: 4
Coding region: 24-2933 (969 amino acids)
Molecular function (GO): zinc ion binding; DNA binding; protein binding
Source: RefSeq, a predicted model, not a curated record
CUUUAGCUGCUGUUGGAAGCAAAAUGGCGCAGCAAAACCCUCCGCUGGACCGGAACAGAUACAGCUGUUCAAUCUGUCUGGAUCUGCUGUGUAAUCCAGGGACCCUCACUUGUGGCCACAGCUUCUGUUUGGACUGUAUCACAAAAAACUGGGACAAUCAGGCUGAGAGGGGAGUCUACAGCUGUCCCCAGUGCAGACAGACCUUCGAAAUAAGACCAGCUCUGGUAAAGAACACCGUUCUCGCCGAUGUCAUGGAGGAUCUCAAGAGGACACGACUGCGAGACACUCCCCCUGACCACUGCUAUGCUGGACCCGAAGACGUGGGCUGUGAUGUCUGUAAGGGGAGGAAGAUGAAGGCCAUCAAGACCUGUCUGGUGUGUCAGGUUUCUUACUGUGAGGAUCACCUCCAGAGUCACUAUGAAGUUCCAGGGUUGAAGAGACACAAGCUGGUGGAACCAGCAGCUGACCUUCAGGACAACAUCUGCCCCCGUCACAACAAGCUCAUGAAGAUUUUCUGCCGUCAGGAUCGACAAGCUAUCUGUCAUUUGUGUUCCCUUGAUGAACACAGAAGACACGACACAGUUUCAGCCGAUGCCGAGAGAAAUGAACGUCAGAAGGAGCUCAGCGGGCAUCAGAGAGCUACACGGGCGAGAGUCAAGGAAGUUGAACAAGAACUUGAGGCUCUUCCACUGGAGAUGGACUCCAUCAACCGGUCUGCUGAUGAAGCAGUGAAACGUGCUGAUGAGAUCUUUGCUGACUUUAUCCGUUCCGUUGAGAGACGAUGGUCUGAGAUAACAGAAGAGACCAGGACCGAGCAGGAAGCUGGACUGAAGUGGGUCCGGGACCUGAGGAAGAGCCUGGAGCAGGAGCUGGUCCAGAUGAAGAGGAGUGGAGAUGACCUGGAACGUCUCUCCCAAACACAGAGUCACGUCACCUUUCUACAGAAAUAUCCCAGGAACUAUUCUAUCAGGAGGUCCACAGCCCGACCCACCAGAGACGUCCGUACAACCCAGCGCUUCAACAACUGGGCUUUGGCUCUAACCGAGAUGAAGGAUAAACUAGAGCUAUUUCUCAAAGACAACAGCCGCACACCAGAGGUCUCCCAUGGCGGAGUGGUCUCAGCCAAGUGUGAAGCGGCUGCGAUGAGGAUCAGCUGUGCUAAAUCUGAGGCCAUGACUCUCAGCAGGAAUCCGGUGGUUUGCCUACUCCGGGUAGGAAAUGAGUGCUUAGCUCAAGUGAAGGAGUUCAAGUACCUCAGGGUCUUCUUCGUUGAGGUAACCUGCUGGGAGCUGGGUGUGUCAGAAAAGGAAUGUGAAGUAGAUGAGCAGGAAUAUCAGGGGACUCACAACUUUAACAGUCAGAGUUUAGCUGCUGUUGGUAGCGAAAUGGCGCAGCAAAACUCUCCACUGGACCGGGACAGAUACUGCUGUUCAAUCUGUCUGGAGCAGCUGUGUAAUCCAGGGACUCUCACUUGUGGCCACAGCUACUGUUUGGACUGUAUCAGACAACACUGGGACAAUCAGGCUUUGAGGGGAGUCUACAGCUGUCCCCAGUGCAGACAGACCUUCGAAAGAAGACCAGCUCUGGUAAAGAACACCAUUCUCGCCGAUGUCAUGGAGGAUCUCAAGAGGACACGACUGCGAGACACUCCCCCUGACCACUGCUAUGCUGGACCCGAAGACGUGGGCUGUGAUGUCUGUACGGGGAGGAAGAUGAAGGCCAUCAAGACUUGUCUGGUUUGUCUGGUUUCUUACUGUGAGGAUCACCUCCAGAGUCACUAUCUAGUCGCUGGGUUGAAGAGACACAAGCUGGUGGAACCUACAGCAGACCUUCAGAACAACAUCUGCCCCCGUCACAACGAGGUCAUGAAUGUUUUCUGCCGUCAGGAUCAACAAGCUAUCUGUCAUUUGUGUUCCAUUGAAGAACACAGAAGCCACGACACAGUUUCAGCCGAAGCUGAAAGAAAUGAACGUCAGAAGGAGCUCAGCGGGCAUCAGAGAGCUACACGGGCAAGAGUCAAGGAGGUUGAACAAGACCUUGAGGUUCUUCAACAGGAGAUGGACUCCAUCAACCGGUCUGCUGAUGAAGCAGUGAAACGUGCUGAUAAGAUCUCUGCUGAUCAUAUCCGUUCCAUUGAGAGACGAAGGUCUGAAGUCAUAGAAGAGACCAGGACCGAGCAGAAAGCUGGACUGAAGCGGAUCCAGGACCUGAGGAAGAGCCUGGAGCAGGAGCUGGUCCAGAUGAAGAGGAGUGGAGAUGACCUGGAUCGUCUCUCCCAGACACAGAGUCACGUCACCUUUCUACAGAAAUACCCCAGGAACUAUUCUAUCAGGAGGUCCACACGCCGACCCACCAAAGACAACAGCACCCACCUUAUACUAGCAGAGGCUCCGGUGGAAGUGUUACCCCCAGAACAGCCGCACACCAGAGCACAAUUCUUAACAUAUUCAUGUGAAAUGGGCAUCGACCCAAGCACAACUCGCCUGCUUCUGACUCAGAGUAACAGAGGAGUGUUUAAACAAGCUGGGACAGCAGGGGGGUGUCGGAGUAAAGAGAGUCUGACUGGACGGCAUUACUGGGAGGUGAAGUGGAGAGCAGGGUUUGUCGCCAUCACUGUGGGAUACAAGGACAGCUCAUGGAUUCAUCAAGGGUUUGGAAAAGACAGCCAAUCUUGGGCUCUGAUUAUUUGGCCGAAUGCUGUUCAAUUUCAACAUAACGGAAUCACCACUCUUAUCCCAGGCCCUCCUCCCUCCAGAGUGGGGGUGUACCUGGACUACAGGGCCGGUACUCUCUGUUUCUACAGCAUCUCUGACACCAUGACUCUGCUCCAAGGGGUCCAGACCACAUUCACACAGCCCCUCUACGCUGGACUUCGGCUGGAUGGACUAACAGCUGAAGGCACUGCAGAGUUCUGCUAUCCUCUGCACACAUGAUGCAGCGUUAUAAACAUAGUGUUACCCUCUACAGCUAUAGGUUAACAGAUGAUGCAGUGUUGUAAACAAAGUGUUACCCUCUACAGCUAUAGGUUAAGAGUGUUACCCUCUACUAUAGGUUAACAGUGUUAGGUUAACCCCCAAUUAAGAUCCAAUUGAGCUAUGCUCCUAAGGGUGUCAUUUGUUGGACCAAGGAAGGAAAGGGGCGGGAUAUGUGUAAGAGUGUGUGUUCAUAUUCAGCUAUUGUGGGCCAGGAACAGGUUUCCAUGUCAGAAAAGAAUAAAGAAUAAGAAUAAAUGUCCCCCUACUCUUUAUUAACCUGCGUGCCUGGUGCUGUGCCUUGCCUGCGGUAAAUGGGACCAUGUUGGUGUGUGGACAGGACGCUUAUUCAUAUCUGCCUCCUAAUUGGAGGGAUCAUGUUAAGUUGCCUAUGUAGUGCCGGCUUUGGAUAUUAUGUCAGAGAAACAUUUGAAGGGUAAUGCUACCAUUAGAUCUAAGCGUGAUUUAUUCCAUCAGAAUUUUCCAGUUGCUACUCCAACUUUUUUCUGCUAUCAUUCCACACUAUGGUGUCACAGUUGCUCUUGAUGAGAUUUAAGAUUUUGUCCAUAUUAUUGACGCUAUAGCGAACGCUUCCAGGCAUGGCCUGACUGACUUUAAUCGUGGCUUAGAACAAUGAUUUAACAACAUCAGUAUCUAUCGGACUUCCUUGCUGAGCAUCUUGGAGGGUACUGUUUCUUUAUCGAGCGCAAUUUACACCAGAGAUGUGGCACAUACGUCCCCGAUGCGUCUACGAAUGUGUCUAAUUAUGUACAUGACAUUGUUGAUAAUCUGGCUAGGCUGAAGUCGUAAACGCUGGUUGGUCUUUGGGAGAAUUGCUAAGUGGGUUGGGUGGGUCUAUGUUUUCUCAGAUAGUCCAAAUCGCACAGCCAUUUGUCCUUCCCAUUAUUAUGCUCUAUGUGGUCGUCAAGUUAGCUCUCUGUGUGUUUCACCAAAUGACCGCCCCCCAACCAACCUCCCCGGGGACUGCCCAGAUCUUGUUGGCCCCCCUUAGGGUGGCUGUUAGAGAGCCCACCCCGUCGUAAGGUCCUGUGCCCCAAACUUCGCAAGGUCUCUAAGGCUAAACCUUCCUGUGGGCCCUUUAAUUUUGUUUAGACUAACGGAUCCACUUUUUCUGCUGGGAACAGUGAGAGCUAUUAAAGAAAGGUUGAGCUUCACUGCAGAGCAGAGGGAGGUGUCUGGACAGUCGAUUUCCUUUAUUUAGUUAUUUUAAAUCUUUAAUCUGUUUUGGUUUAAUCAUGAGCAACCUAAUGAGUUUGUUAUUUUGUUUAUUAUAGUAGCCUACACGUGGUUUACUUGUGUAUGAUGAGUAUACCUUUAUGUUUACUAUUGCCUUUUAUGCUUUCUUAUUGAUUUAGUUAAUUGUUUACCAGUAGAUACACUGAAUUCUCAUUUUAAGGGUGAUCUUUAGACUACCUUUAAUAUAAUCACGUGGGAAGAAUGUAGAAUGUUGGUGUAUUUUAGUGUCUCUCUGUGUUCACGUUUCUAGUCUAGAAACAGGCCAGUGCCUCUCACACUGAUACAAGGUGUUAUUUCCAACAUUUCGCCAUUUGAUACGUCUCAACAAGGAUGAACCAACCUGGUCGUCUGGGACAUACCCAGGGCCAUAUACCUUAUCAAGGGUGGGAGUGCUUCUGUUCUCUUGUUAUUCAAGUAUCUUUAUUACAAUACUCGCCCUAACCCUUUGGUUCGGUGAGAAGAGGGAUCGACAGCCAAGGAACACGUCUCGAAACUGCUCCUCAACCGCGAAAACUAUAGAUUAUUCAACCUAAGUCUGUAUCUCGCUGUAUUACAUCCUGGAAUAAACCAUUUAUUCAACCCUCUUA